This is a messenger RNA of Vitis riparia (riverbank grape), 1064 nucleotides long. RefSeq names its product transcription factor ILR3. The coding region runs from base 125 to 838 and encodes 237 amino acids. Gene Ontology annotation, biological process: regulation of DNA-templated transcription; intracellular iron ion homeostasis. Lineage: Eukaryota; Viridiplantae; Streptophyta; Magnoliopsida; Vitales; Vitaceae. The record is from RefSeq and is a predicted model, not a curated record. The transcript has 5 exons. Gene Ontology annotation, molecular function: DNA-binding transcription factor activity; protein dimerization activity.
UCGGAUUCCCUUUUCUCCCUCGAGAAAACCCCCCUUUUCUCUCUCCCCAAACACCCUAACGCGCUCCUCCCUCUGCCGGGAAAUUGCCUCCGGGCCUCCUCGAUUUUUCGGAGGUUCCUUCGAGAUGGUUUCUCCAGAAGCCACCAAUUGGCUGUACGAGUACGGGCUCAUCGAGGACAUCCCUGUCCCUGAUUCGAAUUUCGCUAAUACGAAUUCAGGGUUCGCCUGGACUCCUGUGCAGGCCUUGAACUCUUCUGCUAAUGUCAGUGGGGAAAUUGAUGGUUCAUUUGGGGACUCUGACGGCAUUAAGGAAACUGGAUCAAAGAAGAGGGUGAGAUCUGAAUCAUGUGGUGCAUCUAGCUCGAAGGCAUGUAGGGAGAAGUUGCGGAGGGACAGGCUAAAUGACAAGUUUAUGGAAUUGGGUUCUAUCCUGGAGCCUGGAAGGCCUCCAAAAACAGACAAGUCUUCUAUUUUGAUUGAUGCAGUUCGAAUGGUAACUCAGUUACGAGGUGAGUCGCAGAAGUUGAAGGACUCAAAUUCUAGUCUCCAGGAGAAGAUUAAAGAAUUGAAGGCUGAGAAGAAUGAGCUUCGUGAUGAGAAGCAAAGGCUAAAGGCCGAGAAAGAGAAACUGGAGCAGCAACUGAAAGCAAUGAAUGCUCAACCUAGUUUCCUGCCUCCCGUUCCUUCAAUCCCUGCUGCAUUUGCAGCUCAAGGCCAAGCUGGCGGCAACAAGUUGGUUCCAUUCAUCGGCUACCCAGGAGUUGCUAUGUGGCAAUUCAUGCCACCUGCUGCAGUUGAUACCUCACAAGAUCAUGUGCUCCGUCCACCAGUUGCUUAAAUCAGCAACUCAACCUCUAAUGAUUUGGGUUUGCAUUUUGCCCCAAAGAAGUUUACUUUCAUUUUGUCGUUUCUGGACUGUAUUAGACUAUUAGUGUUCCUGGUUCUAACUGGAUUUCGUGGGUGAUGGAAGAUGUUUGCAAUUUAAGAACUUACCUGAAUUAGUGAUGGUAUUUGCAUGUAAAUCUCAAUAAGUUUAAUCUGGCAACUUACAUUUCAUUCUUUUC